AAGAAGCAUCCAAAAUGGUGCAGCUCGAAAUUAACAAAAAGCUACUGCCCAUGAAGGCACACUACUUCCUCUUCAAUGCAGGAACGGCUCCGGUAGUGCCUUUUAUGCCGACGCUUGUGCGGCAGCUGGGUUUUUCGACGGUGAUCGUCGGCACGAUCUACACGGUCCUACCGAUCGUGGGCAUGCUGGUGAAGCCCCUGUUCGGCAUCAUUGCCGAUCGGUUCCAGCGUCAGAAGCUGUUGUUCCUGAUCUUUCAGAUUCUAACGGCCGUUCCAUUCUUUAUGAUCAUGUUCAUACCGGCCAUCCCGCAAGACUCGACCGUAACAUUCCAUUGCCACAACGGAGCUGCCGAUCUUAAGUACUGUCCGGAAAAUGGUACCAGCAUUGAUUCCUGCCUGGUGGAAAGUAUCACAACCAACGAGAGCAACGGGACACUGCUGUGCGAUAUGGAAUGCCGCACGGAACCAUGGAUGUGGGACACAGUGUGCAACUACUGGAACGUGUCCAAGUACUGCGACGAAAAGAACAUUCCCACCGAUCGUAUCCUAAGACUGACGGGUGUUGUACCCAACAACCACAUUAAUCUGGUCGACGAAUGUCUAUUCUUUAUGUUGCGCGAGGGCAAAAUGGACGGUGAGCGGGUACCGCUUUACUGUCCGGCCAAUACGACCGAUUUCCGGACGAGUUGUCAGGUGCAGUGUAACAACGAGCAGGUGAUGGGUGCCAUUUCACACUCGAAAAUUGCGGACAGCGAAGUGACGGGCCUGUAUCAGUUCUGGCUGCUGUUCCUGUUCCUGAUCUUCAGCUGGGCUGGUAUGGCUGUCGUCGUGAGUGUAGGAGACGCGAUCUGCUUUGAGAUGCUUGGCGAUAAGCCCCAUCUGUACGGCAACCAACGGCUGUGGGGUUCGAUCGGUUGGGGUACGGUAUCACUUUUUGCCGGCUUUCUCGUGGACAAACUGUCGGAGGGAAAGCUGACGAAAGAUUACACAAUCGUCUUUUACAUGACGAUCGUGCUGAUUGCGUUCGAUAUGCUGUGCUCGUCUAAGCUACAGCACACCCAAACGCGUCUCUCAACCAACAUUUUGAAGGACGUUGGUAAAAUAUUUGUCAACUUCCGGAUUGUGGUAUUUUUCUGCUGGUGUGUACUGAUCGGUUUCGGAACGGCGCUGAUCUGGAACUUCCUGUUCUGGCAUCUAGAAGAUCUCGCAAGUGCACAAGAAGGAUGCGGCCAUUCGACGUGGAUUAAAACAUUGGAAGGAAUCAUCAUGUCAAUUCAAACGUUCGGUGGUGAACUACCGUUUUUCUUUCUCUCCGGCUGGAUAUUGAAAAAGAUUGGUCACAUUCAUGCGAUGAGCUUGGUACUGUUAGGGUUCGGUGUGCGUUUCCUGCUUUACUCGCUGCUCUCCGAUCCCUGGUGGGUUAUACCGAUCGAGUUUAUGAACGGUAUUACCUUUGGGCUGUUUUACGCGACGAUGGCAUCCUACGCCAGUAUCGUGGCACCACCCGGUACAGAGGCCACAAUGCAGGGACUCGUUGGAGCAGUCUUCGAGGGUGUCGGUGUAUCACUGGGCAGCCUGCUGGCCGGUAACUUAUUCUACCGCAUCGGCGGUAGCUCAACGUUCCGAGCCUUCGGUAUAGCGGCGCUGAUACUGUUUGUGCUGCAUGUUGUGGUGCAGAAACUAAUCGAUCGCUUCGGUAGCUACGAAACUCGCCCUGGGUAUGCACCACCGAAGGAGGCGUUGGAAAAUUUAGAGGACGAUCAACCAAUCGUGGCCGGUGGCAGCUAUCAGAAGUAA
Molecule: messenger RNA, 1796 nt
Organism: Anopheles maculipalpis
Lineage: Eukaryota; Metazoa; Arthropoda; Insecta; Diptera; Culicidae
Gene: Sugb
Product: major facilitator superfamily domain-containing protein 6
Exons: 8
Coding region: 15-1796 (593 amino acids)
Cellular component (GO): membrane
Source: RefSeq, a predicted model, not a curated record